Messenger RNA from Penicillium concentricum, 765 nucleotides. RefSeq lists its product as uncharacterized. Lineage: Eukaryota; Fungi; Ascomycota; Eurotiomycetes; Eurotiales; Aspergillaceae. Bases 1 to 765 code for a protein of 254 amino acids. The record is from RefSeq and is a predicted model, not a curated record. The transcript has a single exon.
AUGGACGAUACCCCCAUAAAUACAAUCCCCCAAACUUGGUGUUUCAUACUGAGACUCGAGAGACUUGAGCUCAUACUUGCCUGCAUGAAGGAAAUAAAAACGUCCUUCAUCUCACAACCGUGUCUAACACUUCUCCGGAUUAACCUCAAUCAUCUGGACAUUGCUUCUGGUAGGACUUCGCCUUCUGUUACGCAGUAUUUCAUGCCACGAACGGACACGCCUAGGGUAGAGAAGAUACAAUCAGAUCCGAGCUAUGAUUGGUUUCUAUCUCAAAAGGGCAACUACGGCAAAGGAAAUCUUAGUGCGAACUAUCUACUUCGGCGUGUGUUCAUGGACUACCAGGACUGGAGUAUUCCGGAAUUCUGGCCCUACGAGCUGGAUGGGGUGAAAAGCGAAGAAAAAGAUAAUAAUAAGGAUUCUACUGUCCAGGAGUCGGGUCGCCUUGGUAACAAUAAGGAUGACAAGGUGGGCGACAGAGAGGACAAACCGGAUGAUAAAGCAGUCGACGAGAGGGAAAAAAUAGACCGUGACAAGAAGGUCAAAGAAGAGGAAAUCAUGGGCCUCAAAAAACGUGAUGAGAGGGACAAAGAUGGCUGCAAGGACGAAGAGAGCUGUGACGAGGAUUGCAAACCAAGUGAUGAAAGUCACGAGGAAAGCGAAGAAAGCGACAAGGAAGCUGAUGAUGACCAUGAGAUGGUGAUUGCAAAUUCAUUAGACCUGGAUAUCCGCAACUACCAGACUGAUGACUGGUUAGUCUACUGGUAG